AUGUGUGAUGUUAGUAAAGUUGUCAAGAAGAGUAAGUACCAUUCAACUUUUGUCUCAUCAAUGAAGAGUAAGUUGUUACUGACUACCUAUGUUUUUAGUGGUAUAUUUCGACAAUCCAUGACAAAUUUUGACGGAGGUCAAACCCUUUGGUCCUGCCUGUGUUUUCUUAACAGACACCACAGUUAG
Messenger RNA from Heterobilharzia americana, 186 nucleotides. NCBI's taxonomy places the organism in Eukaryota, Metazoa, Platyhelminthes, Trematoda, Strigeidida, Schistosomatidae. The record is from the annotation of a GenBank genome assembly.